This is a messenger RNA of Rotaria sp. Silwood2, 915 nucleotides long. Lineage: Eukaryota; Metazoa; Rotifera; Eurotatoria; Philodinida; Philodinidae. The record is from the annotation of a GenBank genome assembly.
AUGAGUUAUGAAAAGGAGCAAAAAGUACCUUUUGUUCCUAUGAGUUCAAGACAACAAAGAAUCUCGUAUAAAUUAAAACAACAUUCACCUGAGUAUGCCGCUGGUUUUCUUUCAUCAGCAACAAAUAUUUUAUUAACUUAUCCAGUUAAUAAAUUAAUUUUUCGACAACAACUUUAUUGUCUUAAUACCUUUGCUGCCUAUCAACAAUUAAAAGAUGAAGGUUUUCUUAUUCUAUAUCGUGGCAUGGCAUUACCAUUAUUACAAAAAACAUUUUCUUUAAGUAUCAUGUUUGGUGCUAAUGCACAUUAUUUACAUAUAUUACAAUCAUUUUCAAAAAAAGAUUAUUGGUUUUAUCAACCGAUUGCUUCAGCAUUAGCUGGUGGUACUGAAGCUAUUUUAACACCAUUAGAACGAAUACAAGUUUUACUUCAAACACCAAAAUAUAAUACUAGUAUUCGUAAUGGUUUACAUGCGUUUAUGUUGAUGUAUCAACAUUAUGGUAUUAUAGAAUAUUAUCGUGGUGUAACAUUGAUUUUAAUACGUAACAGUGUGUCAAAUAUGAUAUUUUUUGCAUGUCGAAAACCUAUAAAAGGUUUAUUGCCAUUAGCUUCAACAGAUUUUGAACAUUCAAUAUAUGACUUUUUAAGUGGUGGUUUAUUAGGUGCUCUUCUAUCAACAUUAACUUAUCCAAUCAAUGUUUUGAAAAAUAUUCAACAGUCAGAACUUGGUGGUCGUCAUGAUCGACCAUUACAAAUACUUCGUUCAGUUUAUGAACAAAGGGGACAUUCUAUAAAAGAAUUUUAUAUUGGAGCUAAAUGGAAUUUUAUUCGAAGUCUUGUCUCAUGGGGAAUAAUUAAUAGUACAUAUGAAUAUUAUUUAACUGCGUUUCAAAAAGUUAUUGUUGAUGAUGAUUGA